AUAUUUAUAGUGGCAAACUAUGGCUAUUAUGUCGCAUGAGUCUAUAGUUUGACGUGAUUAAAUUGACGCAGAGCCCGCAGGCGAUAGCUUCGUGAUGCAAGCAGAUUGCUAAGAAAAGAACACCGUUAUUAACGGUCGAUUGCCUAGCCGGGCUGCCAGACCGCCGAUGCCACUGGGACGAUAGCUCGAGAUCGAUAGCGGAUUGGUGCCAUCACUGACCCCUCGAGUGACCGUAUGCUCGCGCAUUUGUUUAUUUUUUGUUUAUAGCAAUUAUGGAUCCUUCAAUUAUUGAAUUUAUUGGCGAAAAAUGCAUGAUCAGCAUUAUACCGAACUUCUCCAACGAGCCUCUGCACCUGAUAUACGGAUCUGUGGGGCCUUUUCGAGCCGGUUUUCCCGUAUUCGUGCCCCUGUGGAUGGCAACGCAUCUACGCAAACAGCAAAAGUGCCGGAUCGUGCCUCCAGAAUGGAUGGACAUGGAUAUAUUGGAGGAAAUCAAGGAGGAGGAAAAGCGCUCAAAGUUCUUCACUAAAAUGCCCUGCGAGCACUACAUGGUAGUGGCCCAGUUGGUCAUGAGCACGGCUCCGGAUGACGUUCCCCGUUGCGAGGAGCUGCGCACUGUGAUCAAGGACAUCUUUGACAUACGCGAGUCCAAACUGCGUACUUCCAUCGAUGCCUUUAUCAAGGGAGAGGGCACAUACGCGAAACUGGACAACCUCACGCUGUUAGAGAUCCACUCCGUACGACCCAUCCUUCCGUAUUCCUUGGACCACAUAGCACGUUACCAACGUACGGCCACCGCGUCUCAGAGGGACACCUCCAUGCUAAGUGCAUCCAUGGCAGCCUCCAGUUCCGGUCCAAACAGUAACUCUCUGUUUUCUCAGUGAUUUUUCCAGUCAAGGAACAUUGUGGAGUUCAUUCAAGAUUAAUAGAUAUAGUUAUUAGCUGGAUGGUUAUGUAACCUGUAGUCAUUAAACCUCUUAAAAAGUUCACAAAUA
Molecule: messenger RNA, 995 nt
Organism: Drosophila yakuba
Lineage: Eukaryota; Metazoa; Arthropoda; Insecta; Diptera; Drosophilidae
Gene: Psf2
Product: probable DNA replication complex GINS protein PSF2
Exons: 2
Coding region: 273-884 (203 amino acids)
Biological process (GO): double-strand break repair via break-induced replication; DNA replication
Cellular component (GO): GINS complex; nucleus
Source: RefSeq, a predicted model, not a curated record